Molecule: messenger RNA, 3393 nt
Organism: Pseudomassariella vexata
Lineage: Eukaryota; Fungi; Ascomycota; Sordariomycetes; Amphisphaeriales; Pseudomassariaceae
Product: AEX-3 domain-containing protein
Exons: 3
Coding region: 1-3393 (1130 amino acids)
Biological process (GO): regulation of Rab protein signal transduction
Cellular component (GO): cytoplasmic vesicle
Source: RefSeq, a predicted model, not a curated record
AUGGACAACUCGUCGGCUCCGCUCGCCGACUACUUCUGGAUCGCGGGCAUAGAGACGAUCGCGUACCAGGAUUUUCCAGUCCAAUCCGCCCCGACACAGGUCGACUCGGUCAUCGACGAAGACGCCGAACCCGAAGACUCGUACAACAAGAAAAGGAACAGCAACCGAGAGUCGGUCGCAAGCCCGCCGCCAAAGGCGGUUGCUCGUCACUCGCGCCAAGGCUCCGGUGGCCCCCGGGUUCCGAAAACGUCCAUGAGCACUCUGGACGAGGUGGAUGGCAAUACCAGGAGCAACAGAAGCAGCGCUACCAUCCGACCGAGUCCGCCUCCUACUGGAAGUGGAAAUGGCGUUCCUGAGGGCAUUUUAGGGGGCUUCCAGGGCGAUUUCGAUUUCGACAAGGCACUCGUCAAAUUUGCCGCAGAAAGGGAAAACUUCCUCGAAGAUUUGAGCUUCACCGCAGGAGCCAAGACGCAGUCACGGCCUCCCAUGGUGAAUCCAAGAGCCGAGAGAAUCAAGGCAGAGGCUUCGCCCACUGGAAGAAUGAGUCCGCUGAAGAGCAUCCGGGGCAGCAUCCGAGGUAGUAUACGGCGAAAGAUAAGCUUCAAGGACAUGAACAGCGUACGGAGACAGCCAACAAUAGCUCCCAAAGCCGCUUCGAUAAGGACCGCAAAACGACUUAGCAAUUAUAACUCAGUAAUCCCACCACCCGAGCCUCUUAAUCUCGAUCCGGACAUGCAUCCCUUAAAACGACGUUUCGAGCCAGAGUUACUAGACAGAUAUCCCCCACGAGAUGCCACCGAGGACCUUGCUAGGCGAGGGAAGUUCCCGGACUACGUGCCCAUGUUCGCAUUCCCCAAUGACAUCCAGAUUGUGUCUUCAGACGACAGGCCAAGGUCUACAUGGCAUGGUUUCACAAUGACAUCGGACGACAACUCUAAGAUUUACGGUAUCACCGUCAUCGUAUGGACUGCUAUCACUGCAGAUUUAGCCGAGGACAUUGAAAGGAGAUGUGAAGAGUGGAGACAGGGCCACAUGACCGAGGAGGAACGAGAGCUGGCGGCUAGCUUGGGGGUCAGGCUCGCAGCUGAGAGGGCACAUCUUUCACAGUUGCUUGCUAAGCUUCCCACGAUUCCGUCUGGCUCCGCAGCUCGAGAGACACUGGAUGAACAAAUCAGCGCUGUGGAGGAGAAGAUCAGCCUCAUGACCGAGAUGCUUCGCCCCCUGAGACAUGGUGCCGCAUCUAAGAUCGACGGCCUCACUGCAGGGGAGAGUGGACUCUGGACACCACGAGCAUACGGCAUUCUGGGGCGAGAUUCAUCGAGAAUAACUUUCUGGAAGGACUGGCUCCGGGCGGUAGUCGUGCCCAUGACGGACGGUGCCAUACUGCGUGUGCCCCCAAGCUCCCCCCGUGUUGGGCGAUGGCAACCAUUGGAGCGUUACGUUGUCAACCUGUGUACUGAGGCCUUCAGCCCACUGGGCUCCAAGACGCAGGUUGAAAUCGGCGUGCGCGAAUUGCGACUGUAUGCACGGAAGGAAGCCCUCAAUGAGCUUCCGGGAUCUCGAAACACGGAUCUAUACGCCCUCUUCAGGUCACUCUCGCUAGAGAACAUCGUUGCACUGUUCGAGUACGCCAUGUCGGAAUCCCGAAUCAUCCUCCUCUCCUCUCACACUGCCAUGCUACAUCUCGCUUCUCACGCUCUCGCCAGUUUGUUAUACCCAUUGAAAUGGGCAAGCAUUUUCAUUCCUAUCCUCCCUGCCAGAUUGCUCUCGGCUCUGGACGCACCCUGCCCGUAUAUCGUCGGCAUCGAGCGGAGGUAUGACAACAUAGAAUUACCCGAAGACGACUACGUCCUUGUCGACCUUGAUAAGGACACCAUUGAUGCAACAGCUCAGCCUGUUCGCCUUCCCAAGCAGCAUCGACGCAAGCUCAUGUCACUCUUGCAGAUUAGUGCCCCUCACAGCCUUCGCUACGGUGUUCCCACCGGCCCACCACCUUAUGCAAUGGAGGCGUUUCCGUAUGAAGCGUUCUCCGCGGAGAACGACACCAUCUUCAAUGAGAGGACCACACCGAGCAGCCUAGGGAAAUGGGUUGCACAGAACUCGGCGAAUUUCGCAGAGCCCGAUCCAACUACUGCGUCCAAAGUGCCAUUAUUCAACGCCUUCGCACACGCCAAGCCGGACCUUUCAGAACGCCCUACAACUAGUCGGUCUAGCAAGACCAGUCCUCCAUCGUCCGUAUCGCCAGUCUCGAUGAACUUUCCGCCAUUGCCGUCAACCCCCAUCUCAAAGAAUGAUUCUGGCUUCGCUCUGUCCGCUACUCUUCGUGAAAAGCGCUCUGGCAACCUCGCUGACGACAAGGGCCGUAGAAGCUCUUCAUUCGGUCAUGGACCGGCUCACCGUCCCAACGUGCCGUUCUUGAAUGGCCAUCAAGCCAACCUUUCUAUUUCAGCCUUCUCGGUUGAAUCCAAGUCAUCGUACGGUGGCUAUGCUCCGUCCACGUACGCCCAGUCCACCAUCGCAGCUUCGACCGUAAUGCCCAACAUGCUGAUCCAACCGGUGCGAAAUACCGAGACGACGGUAUGGGUUGAGGGACACUGCUUCAACUUUACCUCCCACGACAACGUGUCCGUUUGUUCAGUCUGCGAAGAGCAUGCAGAAGGCGAUGGCAUCUACAAAUGCAGUAGUUGCAGCGGCGUCUCGCAUGGUCGCUGCCUCGGCUGUGUCUCGCUCGUAUGCCCUAGCGCGUUCAAUGCCGAGAAGGUCCGAGCUGCUUUUGUCCGCUGUCUUGCCAGUCUUCUCUACACCUAUCGAAAGCACAUGGGGCGGCCUUCGAGGGACCAGAGAAACAACCGUCAAAUGUACGCCUUCGACAUGAAUGCCUUUAUCAAGAGCUUGCCAUAUGAUCAGCAAGACUAUGCCACCAUGAUGAAGGAGACACAAGCAUUCAACGAGUUCGUCCAUGAGCGAGAGAUGCAGCCAGCUUCGGCACCAGAAAUCCGGCUCUUCGACGAGAUCAUAUUGGCGAAGAAAGCUCGAGGAAAGCCGGGCCUCGCCUCUGGACUUUCACGUCUCUCUACUAUCAGGGCAUCCCAUGGCGUACCAAGCUCGCUUCCUUCAAAGCAGCCGAAAAUGCAGAGUUAUUUAACCGACACGAGCGAGCAUAUGUGGAGAACGGCAUCCGUACCCGUGCCGAAUUCCAAAUUCCCGGGCGAUUACCGGGCGGUCACGACACGUAUCCCAGCCAAACUCGACCCGUCAUUGAUGAAGGAGCCAAGGGCCAUCCAGGGCGUUCCGCGUCCUGAACAGCGCACAAGAGGUCUGAUGAGGAAGCAGGUCCCCAGCUUGGUGAUGCCCUCACCAGUAUCGCCCGUGUCUCCUAAUGGAUCAGGUUGA